Messenger RNA from Brachypodium distachyon (stiff brome), 651 nucleotides. Its product is annotated as F-box/kelch-repeat protein At3g17530-like. Gene Ontology annotation, molecular function: protein binding. NCBI's taxonomy places the organism in Eukaryota, Viridiplantae, Streptophyta, Magnoliopsida, Poales, Poaceae. The transcript has 2 exons. The record is from RefSeq and is a predicted model, not a curated record. Bases 1 to 651 code for a protein of 216 amino acids.
AUGUUCUUAAGCGUCAUCCUCAUUGCCGUCAUCGCCGUCCCAACCGUUGGUUUCCAACGUUCUUCCACAUCGGACUCGACCCCACCGGCCACUGCAGCGAGGACAAGCAGCCCUCGUCGCCGCCCCCGCUUGCUGGGGACGACGGCAGAGGGGCCGUUGGACGAUGACGAUCUGCUCAGGGAGAUCCUCCUUCGCCUCCCCCCGCAGCCAUCCUCCCUCCCGCGCACCUCCCUCGUCUGCAAGCGUUGGCGCGGCCUCGUCUCCGAACCUGGCUUCUACCACCGCUUCCGCUUCCACCGCCGCCACAACCCUCCUCCCAUCCUCGGUUGCUUAGUCGACCUCUACAAUCAGGGAAAACGAUAUAUAUCCUUCAUGUCUACUCUUGAUCCCCCCAAUCGCAUCCCCGCCGAGUGGUUCUCCUUGCAUUUCAACCAUGGGGAUCCCCUCCGGUUACUUGGAUGCUGCCAUGGUCUCGUGCUCCUCUUCUCCAAGACGCGGUUCGAGGUCCUGGUGUGGGACCCCGUCACCGGCGACCGGCACCGCCUAGCCAUUCCCCCGGGGUUCUAUGCGGAGGGGACCGCGAUCACUGGGGCGGUGCUUCGCGUUGCCGGAGACGGCCACCACUCCCUGGUGGCCUUGGCAGUGGCAUGA